AUGAUCGCCGCUCGCUCCAUCGCAGUCCGCCGGAUCGCUCUUCGAGCUCCUAUGGUCAUCUCUAGGAGCUACGCUCCCGACUCCAGGCAGGAGGGUGCUACCGGCUCAUCCAAGGGCUUCUCCCAGCGCGAACAGGCUGAGGAAGGGCAAUACAUCCGCAAGCGGGAGCAGGAGCAGCUCAAGAAGGCCCAGGAGGAGGCCAAGGCGGCUCAGGCGAAGGCAGACGACCUCCAGAAGAAGUUCGACGCGUCGAACACUUCACCGGAGAACGAGACAGCAGCUGCGAUACAUCUCGCAAGCGAGCUCGAUGGAUCGACAUUCAAGUCGAGCAAGUCGAUCGUCUCCGCCGCCAAGACAGCUUUCAACCCAUUGCAUAUAGGAGGUCUAGUUAUGAACGCUGGGCGAGGGGGUGGAGGAGGUGGGGAAGCCGGGCCAUCCAAGCGUUCAGGUAAUACCACCGGAGAGCGCAAGCCCAAGAAGAAGAAAGCCAAGGAUAUAUCCAGACCUUCCGGCUCGGGACCCAUCCCUGCACCUUACCUCGCCAUCGCUCCCUCUCCGGUAUCCUCACUGGGCCGCAAUGCCCUUCAUGACCUCGUACUACCCGCCGCCAACCACCUCGUCCUCCCCUCUACCUUUGUCCGAGCGAGAUCAUCCGCAAAUGUUCCAGAGGCACCGGCCCCAGGACCCGUCCCCGCGUCGAGUCGCCGAGGAUAUGCAGCAAAUCUGGCGGCUCCACCGCUCAUCAUGCCAGGCGGUACGAGCGCGACACCUCGAAUACAAGAGUUGCCGGCAGCUCCGACAAGAAGAAGGGGAGAUGGUCGGCGGAGGAGUGAAGAGGGGCUGAGAGUAUUGGCGCAGGCGAAUCAAAGCAUGGCAUCUUUGGGCGCAUUGGGACGCAUCAUGGAGAGCGAUCCCACGACACAAGGGGAGCCUGUGCAGAGAAGACGGCGGAGGGUCGUUAGGGCAGAUGGAGGGGUGAGGGAGCAGCCAACGGUGUCUACCAGGGAAGAGGGACGAGCGAUUGGUUUGGCUCGAGGAGCGAGCAUGCGCAGAUUGAGUGUAUGGGAUGGCCUACCCGAUUCCGGUGAAGCACCUCCGCCCUUCGUCGUACCUCUCCCAAGACCACCAGGGCCGGCAGCUUCGCCACCGCUCAUCGAUGAGGAUGAUCCGCCACCUCCUUUCGAAGCGCGCGGUAGAUCACCCCCGCCGACGUGGGAACAGGCUACCGGAAUAGCCCCUCUCGGACCGGCGGUCCCUGUGGCCUCAGCAGCUGCUACGCCUCAGGUCACGAUCGAAACAGCGUCUCGCCCAACCUCGAUUCGUUCUAUACCGUCCUCUCCUGGCACACAGUAUGCGUCGGCUCAAGAGAGUCAAGCCAGCGGCAGCGAGGACGAGCCGAGUGAGCAGGAAAGGGAAGAUAGGCGGCUGUGGAACGCGGAUAUCUCGUCAGGAUAUUCGCUGGUCCAGCGAGUGCAGAGGGAGGAGGCUAGGAAGCGCAGCAGGGAAGUCAAGGAGGUCGGGGAUACGGAAGGGGAGACAGAAGAUGUCGGAUCUGCCGCUUCAGGAGACGUGGCUGCGACAGCCCCUGCACGAGCGUCACCCGUCCUCCCGGGAACGUCACCAGCAGCACCCACCGAGGUAGCUGGCCCGUCACCAACCCCGGGAACGCCCUCCGCUCCCAUUAUGGCCAUACCAGAGAGGGAAGUCAUCGCCCCAACAAGUCCAGCGCCCGCGCCGAAUCCGCCCGCGGCCGAGGAAACGUCCAACACCACAGCGGAGCCAUCAUCAGCCGAGAGCGCCUCAACAUCACCUGCUGCAGUCAUCAUAUUGGCCCCAGCGCCCCGGACCACCGCACCAUCGGUUACUUCCUACCCUUCCGCUCCUGCAUCUAGCGUGAGCGCGGCGCCCUCGCGAUCUUCAUCAAUCAUGAGGAAAUCCCGGCGAUCGACCGGACUAGCUGCUCUGUCCGCUGCUCCAGUUUCCGCACCUGACUCGGUCAACUCCACUGCUGGCGCGACACCUAUCGCUGGCCCAUCCUCAAAUGUGGCGGUUGAGAGACCCGAAUCGGUAAUUCGGACGCGUAAGCGCUCCGCAAAGGGCAAAUCACCUAGCGUCGCUAUAGCUACUGCGCAGACAUCCGCAGUGCACACGGUCCCAGCAACCGCGUCUACAUCGCCGGCGGACGUACAGGAGUCCCAGGCGGAGACGGAGAGCUCAUCAGCGGGCCGGGUAGCUGUCGAUCCUGUGGCUGCUUCGGCCUCUUUACCGCCAGUCUCAGCGGCUGAGCAGUCCCAGGCGGACACGGAGAGCCCACUGGUGGGUCGGCCAACUGUAGAGACUGCUGCCGUUUCCGCCUCUCAGCCGGCACUGUCAGCGGCUGAACAGUCCCAAGCGGACACCUAUCGCACCCUCACGGGCCGGCCGGCUGCUGUACCCGUUAUCGGAUCGCCAUCUUCGUCCCCGAAGCUAUCGCCGGCGGAGCAAUCUCAAGCGGACACGUAUCGCGCGCUCACGGGUACAUCAGGUCCCGGUCAGUCCAGCCCGCGCGCUCCAGCCACACCCGACCCAUCAGAGUCUCCUCGUCCUCCGUCAAGACCGUCACCGGACGCGCUCGCCUCUGUCAGGGAGGGGACCGAGGAAUCGUCCUCUCAGGUUGGGAGUGAUGUCGCCAUCGCUCCUGUACCUAAGCGGAAGCUCACACGCGGAAAGGCGAUUCGGCGGUCAUCCUCUGGGUUCGGACUGCCGGGUGCCGAGGCGGUCACGAGCCCCGAGUCGCCUCGUCGGCCACUCUUUGCGGAUAAGCGGUCAGACUGGAGGUCCACGGAGGAUGUACACACCACGCAGGGCCAUACGGCAUCGCCGAGGGUCAGGCCGGGACACAAAAAGUCGUCCUCGUCUAUCGCUAUACUACGGUCGCCACCCCAAAGUGCGCCGGAUCCAUCACCCUCGGUGCUUCCGCCCGGCCGAGCGUUAGGCAGCUCUCACACGACGUUCGAGGUGUUGCCAGCUCCGGAGUCGCCGAUCUCGCCUGUGCUACUGCCCCACCGGGAAGCUGCUCUGAAGAGGAGGGAGCUGGUGACUCGGUCGCCAGAGAUCACCAUGUCUGCACCAAGCCCGACCGUGGAGGUGCCUGCACCCCUCGUCGACCUCUCUGACGCACAUCGUCAUCCCCCAUACCGAUCCCCUCCCCCUACCAUCUCUCGCGACCUUUAUCAGCUCUUCGACGAGCCAGUGGCGGAGUCCUCCGCCCAAGCUGCGGCGAGGAUGGAGCAGGAGCAGAUCUUGCGAACAAUCAAGCGGGACAGGCGGGAAUGGGCGGUCGAGGAGGUGCGUGCGGAUGAUCUGGAGGAGGACAGGGCGCCCACACCCUCAGCCAAAGGCAAGCGGAUACCGCCGCCGCCGCCUCCACUUCGGCGCAAUCUCAUCAGCACCACGGUCGGGGCGAAUCUCACCCCUCGCCGCUCCAUCAUUCGGUCUGCAGACUCGCCGGUGACGCCAAGACCGAUUCGGCAGCUGAGUGUCGGAAGCCAGGAUAGACCACCUGCGCUGCCGACUCGGCGGCCAGCACCUCCCCCUCCACAAUUCGGGGAUGCCCAGGAACAGGAGGCACCACCACUCCCGCCUCGCCCCGCCCCAAUCUACCGGCCUUUGAAUGACCGACGCGAGUCGGGCUUUUCAGUAGACACUGGGUCUUCCUUGUCGGACUCUCGGACCACACCCAUCCUCCACUCCACAUCAGCAUCGCCGCGUCGACCUAAGGGUCCGAGGCCGCCUCCACCUCCGCCUAGGUGGGCAAGGAUCAUCAUGCCCCUGAAUGACGUCAAGGCACCGCUUCGGCCGUCGAGCGAACGAUCACAGUCGGAUCGUGCGGGAUCACCGGUCACUCCGGCUCGGAUGGGCAGGCGGUCUACCUCGGAGCAGGACAUGCGUUCCUCAAGCGGGGGAACGCCUGUCAGGAGCCCGAUAGAGUAUACCGAUCUGGAUGUGCUGGUAUCGCGCUUGGAAGGAUCUGGGCGGGAGUACGAGGGCUUUUCCCAAAUCACCGCCUUCCUUGGUCCCGGCAAGUCUCUUGCGGCAACUCCAGAGGCACUUUCCACUCUCCUCCCUGGACUCAUCUCGGUCGAUUCUCGUCGCGUCACUGGUCAGGGCAAAGUCAAGCUCAAGCUCUCUCUACUCGGCGUCCGCGUCACCAAAUGCCCCAUCUGCCUCGGUCAGUUCAAGAAGGACGAGCAGGGUGUGCUUUUGCCCGAGUGCGGACAUGUGUCGCAUGAGGAGUGCGCGACCAAGUGGUUCAGGGAAGACUCCAAACUAGCAAAGACGUCCCCCUACAUUCUCCUUCUCAACCUCCUGCUCGUCCUUCUCGCUACACUAGGCUUCGCUUCGACACUUUACACAACCCCGUUCUUCUUUACCACGAUGCCAUCCGAUCCUGCCGCAAAAACCUCCUCUUCCAGCUCCCGCCCCUCCUCUUCCAGCUCUGCCCCUAAAACAUCCUCGUCCUCAUCGUCCAGCUCAGCACCUAAAACAUCCUCGUCCUCGUCCAGCUCAUCCGCCAAGCCCUCUUCAUCGUCUUCCUCGAAGCCCGCCCCUAACGGGGAUGCCAAGCCACCGCAGCCGACCCCCGUCAUCUCCGCAAACGCAUGGAUGAGCUUCUUCCUCUUUUGCUGCCUCGUACUCAUCAUCCUCCAGGCUCCUCUUGGACUGGGCGGCGCCGGCGGGGCAAGUACCAUAUUCGGUCUGCCCGCUCUUCCCUGGGGAACCGCCGCCGCUCCAUUCGGCGGGAUGACAAUGGGCGGGAUGCCAGGAUGUACGGGCAUGGUUGCGGGGUUGGUACCUUGGUGUCCGGCGCCGAUGACGCCCGGACCAAUGAUGGCUUACGCGCAGCCCAUGCCGGUCGCACAGCCUGUACAGUAUGCUCCCCCGCCCAUCAUCAUCGAGGCGCAGCCCCAGAUACAGCGUCAGCGGGAACAUCAGAUGGGCGGACAAGGGCAAAUCGCAACUGCGGGCGGAGGAGCGGGAUGGAGCUGGUACGCCAACCCCGACGGCAGCAAUGGCGAGUAUCGCCGGGACAGGGACAGUCAGUACAGGCAAGUCCAGUAUCAGCGACCUGGGGUGCAGCUGCAAGUCACCCACGGUCGCCCGUACCCGCAGCAGCCGCAGUAUCAACAGCAAGUGCCCCCUGCCGCGGUCGGCCUAGCCAACCUCGAGAACGCCUUCUAUCCCCUCCUUAUCGGCGCCAUAGCCUUAUUGGUGAUAUUCGACUAUGCCUCGUAG
Messenger RNA from Dioszegia hungarica, 5274 nucleotides. RefSeq lists its product as uncharacterized. Bases 1 to 5274 code for a protein of 1757 amino acids. The record is from RefSeq and is a predicted model, not a curated record. Gene Ontology annotation, molecular function: ATPase inhibitor activity. Lineage: Eukaryota; Fungi; Basidiomycota; Tremellomycetes; Tremellales; Bulleribasidiaceae. Gene Ontology annotation, cellular component: mitochondrion. The transcript is spliced from 12 exons. Gene Ontology annotation, biological process: negative regulation of ATP-dependent activity.